Molecule: messenger RNA, 713 nt
Organism: Chaetomium fimeti
Lineage: Eukaryota; Fungi; Ascomycota; Sordariomycetes; Sordariales; Chaetomiaceae
Exons: 1
Coding region: 45-506 (153 amino acids)
Source: RefSeq, a predicted model, not a curated record
ACGAUAGCCCAGACCGGGCUUCCAGGCGCCCGUGAACACGGCACAUGGCCAAAAAGGGACCAAAACCGAACGGAGCGUCUGUUUGCCGUCGGUUCGCCAUCAAUCAUUCCAUCGGUCGACGGCUGGUUUGCAAACGAACAAACAGUGGUACAUCCCGCUACCGACGAUUGCGAGGAGUGUUCGGUGGUAACGAGAACCCUCCGGUGUCUGCCUUUCGUACCUUGGCUCGAGUCGGUGGAGUAUUAUGCCUCGUAUCGAUCUCAAUCCUCAUCUCCCCGUGCCAGCGCAUUACUUCUCGGUUAAUAAUAGCUCUCCUGCGAGCAAGCAAGCUAUUGCUCAAUAUCUGCAAGCCAUUGAAAUCACUCAAACCACUCAGGAACUGUCCUCGAAUCCUCCUCCGUGUGAUAUCUCUCGACAGAGAGUAUUUGCGGUUUGCUCGAGAUUCGCGCCACCUUGAUCUCGGGCUUGUUCACCCCUUGACCAGAUCACUCGUUCUCUGGGCCUAGGCCUGCCGAUCGCUUAGCAGAUCCUCGAAUUGCCGAGCCCAAAUCGGGCAAUUCCCAAAGUCUGGGAGAUGUCGCGAUCUGAUCGGAUCUGCCGACGACCGUGGGUGAGAGCUCGGCCCGUACUCACAGUCAGACGAGAAGACGACUGGAGAUGACGAAGUAUGGGCGAGUACUAGUUACAACUUUGUAGCCCCCGAGUUAUAGAAC